Messenger RNA from Zerene cesonia (dogface butterfly), 964 nucleotides. It is a transcript of the gene mRpL46, whose product is annotated as 39S ribosomal protein L46, mitochondrial. The record is from RefSeq and is a predicted model, not a curated record. NCBI's taxonomy places the organism in Eukaryota, Metazoa, Arthropoda, Insecta, Lepidoptera, Pieridae. The transcript is spliced from 6 exons. Gene Ontology annotation, molecular function: structural constituent of ribosome. Bases 127 to 900 code for a protein of 257 amino acids. Gene Ontology annotation, cellular component: mitochondrial large ribosomal subunit.
AAAAGGAGAUGACAUUGACAUUGAUUUAUUUUGGCGUAAGGCUCAAUUUUAUAAGAAACAAAAGUAAUUUUGCUAAAUUUAACUGUUAUCUAAUAAUAAAAAACUGAAACGUAUUUAUCAAUAACUAUGUUCUUACAAAAAUUGCUUCGUACAGAAAUUUACUUCAGCCACAGGAUUUUAUCAAGAGCAAAUUCAUCGUGGGACGUCGUUACAAGUGUCUGCGUAGAGAGACUGCCCGUAGUAACACCACCUAUUAAUGAAAUACAAAAGAAAUUUAAGGAUUUACUUUGGACGAUAGAAGUUGAAAAUAGCCUCAAAUCCGAUCAUGAACUAAGACAAGAAAAUGACAAAAAACAUAUGGAACUUCUUAAAAAAGAAUCAGCAGAGGUUGAUAUUGAUACUAUAAGCAAAGUUACUGCUCAAGAUUUUGAAGACGCUUCAAUCGAAGAAUUGGCUAAAUUUCGGUUUGCUGAUAUUGAAACAGAUGCAGAUAAAAAUGGUGACAAAACUACACAUGAUAGAUGUUUGCAGCGGCACUUAGUGUUAGUCACGGAUCAAAAACUAGGCGCUGAUGUUAAAACUAUCUUGCCACAGGGCAAGUGGAAGGAGGGAGAAACAUUAAGACAGACUGCUGAAAGAGUUCUUCGAGAGAGCUGUGGAACUGAUUUAAAAGUGACCUUUCUGUCUAAUGCACCUUGUGGAUUCUAUAAAUACAAAUAUCCCUCAGAGAUCAAUGGAAAAAUUGGUGCCAAGGUGUUCUUCUAUUACGCUAAUUAUAAAGAUGGGAAUGUUAGCAAUAAAACAAAAUCCAGUUGGUUGACUAGAAAUGAGUUAAAGGAAUUGUUACCAGUGAAAUAUAAUAAGUCAGUGCAAGAUUUUCUCAUACAAGAAACUUAUUAGUUAAUGUACUGUUUUAGAAGCUCGUAGUUAAGUAAAAAUAAAAUUUAUAGUUAUUAUUGCAGUG